Molecule: messenger RNA, 2256 nt
Organism: Salvia hispanica
Lineage: Eukaryota; Viridiplantae; Streptophyta; Magnoliopsida; Lamiales; Lamiaceae
Product: 2-oxoglutarate and iron-dependent oxygenase domain-containing protein CP2-like
Molecular function (GO): L-ascorbic acid binding; iron ion binding; oxidoreductase activity, acting on paired donors, with incorporation or reduction of molecular oxygen
Source: RefSeq, a predicted model, not a curated record
CAUAUAAACCCUAGCUCUCAUCGUCAUCCCCUUCACCCCCACACCACCUGCAUUUUCACCUCAGCACUAAACGCCGUGAUUCAGCUUUUUCGUUCAUCCGAAAACACCUGUUUAGCUCCUGAAUCAAUCCUUCUAAUCCACACACAUUUCGCAAAAAUCCGGUGGAAAACAUUUGUUGAUCGAUCCUCGAUGUCUUUCGACGGUGCACGUACAGCAGGGGUAUCCGGCGGGAGGCCCGAGCAAGCAAUUGGCCGUGCCAACGGCGGCGCCCUUGUCCCGGGGCUAAAAAAUGGCGCCGCACCGCCGCCGACAUACUCGACGCACAAACUGAGGCUGAACCCCAAUUCGGAUCACAGGCCCGACAAUUACGAGGAAUUGGACCUCGAAUUCAACCCCUUGAUCUUCAGCUCGCUGGAGAGGUAUCUCCCGCCAAAUCUGCUGCCUCAGGUGCGCGAUGUGAAGUUGAAUUACAUGCGCGAGAUUCUUCUCGGGUACUACCCCGAAAACGAGCGAAUUAGGCUUCAGAAGCAUCGGGAGUACAGACAGAAGAUUAUAUCCAAUUAUCAGCGACUCCACCUUGAGCUAUAUGAUAUGCAUCCAACAAACUUUUUCGUGCCUUCAUUCCUCAAGGCUAUCAAUGAAAACACUGAACAGGCUUUUAGAAAUAUAAUGUCGGAGCCUUCUCCUGGAAUCUUCACGUUUGAAAUGCUGCAGCCGCGGUUCUGUGAAAUGUUGCUGGCCGAGGUGGAAAAUUUUGAGAAAUGGGUGCAUGAGACGAAGUUCGAAAUCAUGAGACCCAGUACAAUGAAUAAGUAUGGUGCUGUUCUUGAUGAUUUUGGCAUGAAAAACAUGCUUGAAAAGCUCAUGGAAGAUUUUAUCUGCCCUAUAUCAAAAGUUUUCUUUCCUGAGGUUGGGGGAUCAAUCCUUGAUAGCCAUCAUGGUUUUGUUCUUGAAUAUGGGAUUGAUAGAGAUGUUGACCAGGGUUUCCAUGUGGAUGACUCGGAAGUGUCCUUGAAUGUCUGCGUGGGUAAACAAUUUUCUGGGGGAGAACUCUUUUUUCGUGGAGUACGAUGUGAUGAACAUGUAAAUACGGAAACACAACCUGAGGAGAUAUAUGACUACUCGCAAGUGCCAGGACGUGCCGUUCUUCAUCGUGGUCGUCAUAGGCAUGGUGCUAGAGCCACAACAUCUGGGAAUAGGAUAAACUUAUUGUUGUGGUGUAGAAGUUCUGUAUUCAGAGAAUCCAGAAAAUAUCAAAAGGAUUUUUCCAGCUGGUGUGCAGAGUGCAAACGUGAGAAGAAAGAAAGACACCGCCAGUUAGUUGCUGCCAUUGAUAAGGAUUUGCUGAGGAGGGGUGGGGAAACUGCUACCUGAGCUCAGGUGAAAAAUUGUUAAAAACCUGUUAAGAAAUCGUGAAAAACCUUGGAGCUCAAGAGCAAUUAUUGAUGCAUAAACAGGCUCAAAAUGAUUAGUUUGCUGCUAUCUUUAACCUUGAAGAUCAUAAAGCAUCUCAUGAGAAGACCUAUAAACAGAUCGAAGCUGCCAUAGCUAAAUACUGAGAAAAAAGGAGUGCAUUAACGUAGGACUGAAGUUUUAUGUUGAUCCUUCAGGAUGUCAUAACCCUUGUAAAGCAACAAUGCAGCGAUUUCGUGAUGACUAGAAACAUGCAGUGCCAAGAAAUGAUUGACUAUGUUCAGAAGAAACUAGCUGGUCUUAGUUUCCUAGACAGCAAAAGCAGUAGCUGUUCUUUCCUGCCUGUGUCACAGCAUCAAGCUCAAAUGUCCAACCACCCUCAACAGCCGUUGGAUCAAGGACGCAUGCCCCACACGUCUUACCUUCAAACCCCUACCUACCAGCCACCUCUGCACCCAACAACACCUGCCUAUGCCAGACUCUGCCUUAUGGAUACUCACAACCACCGCCAGCUCCAUAUCAGCCUCCCAGUUCAAAUUAUCCGUACCCUCCUCCCCAACACCAGCAAAGUACGAGUGCUGAAUACAGGCAACCCCCGUGUGGUGGGUGGCAAGGCGAAUACUACAAUGCACCUCCGCAGCAAACUGGGUCGAUGCCCCACCCUCUAUACUAUGGUCAAUCUCCCUAUCCACCUCCCAGCCAAAGCGGCUACUACAGACAAUGAUUGCAUGUUUUCUCUUGUAUCUAUAAGUUUAUUCGACAUCUGUGUUGUUUAAUGUUAUAAAAUGUUUCACCUUGUGAAUUUUUGAGAAAUAAUAUGCAGAUUUUUGCGUUCUCAGUUUC